This is a messenger RNA of Mus caroli (Ryukyu mouse), 6944 nucleotides long. The record is from RefSeq and is a predicted model, not a curated record. NCBI's taxonomy places the organism in Eukaryota, Metazoa, Chordata, Mammalia, Rodentia, Muridae.
GGCCUCCGCCCCCGGCCCCGCCUUGCUGGGUUCGCCCGGCUCCGCCAGGCCCCUCCAAGCCUUUCCUCGCGCAGCCGCCGCCAAAGCCUGGAGAAGUGGAAUCUCGCCGCCGCUGCUCCCUGCGCGGGCCUCGCGGAGCCGCACUGGGCAUGCUCAGUCGCCGGAGCCAGUGCUGCUCUAAGUAGGAAGCUCGCGUGCUGCAGCCCGCAGCUGAUCCGGGUGCUCAGCGGACUGCGAGACCUGGGAGCCGGGUCCGGAGCCGAUCGAACGCCGCGCAGCGCUGCAUCCUCUGAAGAGAGACUUUCUGCUUUUAGGCUCCCAGCCCAUGUAGAAGACUCUACCAGUUGCAGGGGAAGCCUUCUGUGACUCGGUUGCUGAUCUCUACCUUGUAGAACUUUAGCAGAGCUUCCCUAUGUGUUAUCCUUCGCCUUCUGCCCUUAACGAGAGGUGCAGCUCUUGGCCAUAGGAACUGGUUGCCGCUGUCAUUUGAGGUUGAGCAUCUGUAGGGAGCUGCUGUGCUCUCCAGCCAAGCAUGCUGUGGUCGGAUCUGCCCAGCCCUGGAAUAGAAUCCUUUGCCGGAUGGAAAAUCCAUAAAAGAAAGCUCCUGUGAAGAGCUGAUUCCCACGCCGCUGAUUUAAGUGCGCCCAGCUAGCCCUCUCUCUGUUUCUGGAGUCCUUGGGAGUUCCUGAGUCCCCCGCUAACACUCUGACUGUCGCUAUGGGCAGAAGGUACCCAGAGGCUCGAGGGUGUCCAAGCAGCUCAUAUCUCAAAUUAUAACCGGUUUCCUGCACCAUUGCUGACGUCCAACGAUCCAUGUCAGAAGUACUUCCAGCUGACUCAGGUGUUGGCACCUUGGCAGUGUUUAUGGCCAGCAGCGGAACCACAGACAUUGCAAACCGGAACAGCCCAGCCACACCACCGAAUACCCUCAAUCUCCGUUCCUCCCACAAUGAACUAUUAAAUGCAGAGAUCAAACACUCAGAUGCCAAGAACAGCACACCCCCCAAAUGCAGGAAAAAAUAUGCACUGACUAAUAUUCAGGCGGCUAUGGGCCUCUCGGAUCCAGCUGUACAGCCCCUGCUGGGAAACGGCUCUGCCAACAUCAAGCUGGUUAAAAAUGGGGAGAACCAGCUCCGCAAGGCUGCAGAACAGGGGCAGCAGGACCCCAACAAGAACCUCAGUCCUGCAGCCGUCAUCAACCUAACCUCCGAGAAGCUGGAGGUUAAAGAUCCCCACCCACAGGAGUCCUCAGGCUGUGAGAUUUUGCCCUCCCAGCCCAGGAGAACUAAGAGCUUCCUCAAUUACUAUGCAGACCUGGAAACCUCGGCUAGAGAGCUAGGGCAGAACCUGGGCCCCUGCCAAGGGGUUGGAGAGGAGAAAGCCCAGCCUGGCCCAGGCCAGGCCCCAGUAGUCAUUGGGAAUGGUGACUUGCUGCCACAGAAACCAAACAAACCCCAGUCCAGCCCAGAGGAUGGCCAAGUAGCCACAGUAUCGUCCAGCCCAGAGACCAAGAAAGACCACCCUAAAACAGGAGCCAAAACCGACUGUGCCCUCCAUCGGAUCCAGAACCUGGCACCAAGUGACGAGGAAUCCAGCUGGACGACGCUGUCCCAAGACAGUGCCUCCCCCAGCUCCCCAGAUGAAACAGCAGAUAUCUGGAGUGAUCACUCAUUUCAGACAGAUCCAGAUUUGCCGCCUGGCUGGAAGAGAGUCAAUGACAUUGCCGGGACCUAUUACUGGCACAUCCCAACAGGGACGACUCAAUGGGAACGGCCUGUCUCCAUCCCAGCGGAUCUCCACGGCUCUAGGAAAGGGUCACUUAGCUCUGUAACGCCAUCUCCCACCCCAGAGAACGAGAAACAGCCAUGGAGUGAUUUUGCUGUUCUGAAUGGGGGAAAGAUUAAUAGUGACAUUUGGAAGGAUUUGCACGCAGCCACAGUUAACCCAGACCCCAGUUUAAAAGAGUUUGAAGGAGCAACGCUACGCUAUGCAUCCUUGAAACUCAGAAACGCCCCUCAUGGUGAUGACGAUGAUUCUUGUAGUAUCAACAGUGACCCAGAAGCCAAGUGUUUUGCUGUGCGUUCUCUGGGCUGGGUAGAGAUGGCAGAGGAGGACCUUGCCCCCGGGAAGAGCAGUGUCGCUGUCAACAACUGCAUCCGACAGCUUUCCUACUGCAAAAACGACAUCCGGGACACAGUCGGCAUCUGGGGAGAGGGCAAAGACAUGUACCUGAGCCUGGAAAACGACAUGCUCAGCCUGGUGGACCCCAUGGACCGCUCCGUGUUACACUCCCAGCCCAUCGUGAACAUCCGAGUGUGGGGCGUGGGCCGAGACAACGGCCGAGAGAGGGACUUUGCUUACGUGGCGAGAGACAAGGACACAAGGAUUCUGAAAUGCCAUGUGUUUCGAUGUGACACACCAGCAAAAGCCAUUGCCACAAGUCUCCACGAAAUCUGUUCCAAGAUUAUGGCUGAACGGAAGAAUGCCAAAGCGCUGGCCUGCAGCUCCUUACAGGAGAGGACCAAUAUGAGUCUCGAUGUCCCUUUGCAAGUAGAUUUUCCAACACCAAAGACGGAGCUGGUACAGAAGUUCCACGUGCAGUACCUGGGCAUGUUACCUGUAGACAGACCUGUCGGCAUGGACACCCUGAACAGUGCCAUAGAAAAUCUCAUGACGUCAUCCAGCAAGGAGGACUGGCCUUCAGUGAACAUGAACGUGGCCGACGCCACUGUGACUGUCAUCAGUGAAAAGAAUGAAGAGGAGGUCUUGGUGGAGUGUCGAGUUCGGUUCCUGUCCUUCAUGGGCGUUGGGAAAGAUGUCCACACAUUCGCCUUCAUCAUGGACACUGGGAACCAGCGCUUUGAGUGCCAUGUGUUCUGGUGUGAGCCUAAUGCAGCCAAUGUGUCGGAAGCUGUCCAGGCUGCCUGCAUGUUGCGGUAUCAGAAGUGCCUGGUUGCCAGGCCACCUUCGCAGAAAGUCCGGCCCCCGCCCCCGCCAGCAGAUUCAGUGACCCGAAGAGUCACGACCAAUGUGAAACGAGGGGUCUUAUCUCUCAUUGACACUUUGAAACAGAAGCGGCCGGUCACAGAGACUCCCUAGCAGCCCGGGUCUGGAGGGGUCUGACACCAUUACCUGAGGAUCAAGUAGCUACACUAAAGAAGUCGAUACCUGGCCUUCCACUCGGUUGCCGAUGCUUUGUCUCCAGAGAAUUUAUCUUUAACCAGACAGUGUUAGACAAGCAUGUGACCUCGUCUUGCCGCCACCAUGUGAUAUAAAGAGGAGCAUGAUUUUUUUCUUUCCUGUAAGUUACAUCAUGAGCAGCAGCAGGUCGUCUUCUUGUUGUAAAUAUUGUGAACAGGACUUCCGAGCACACACACAGAAGAAUGCGGCCACACCCUUCCUAGCCAACUAACACUGCAUCCUUGGACGAACGGUGCCCAAGUUCAUUUUGCUGUCCUCUUGACCGGAUCUGUCACAAGCCAACUUGGGGUCCCUCAGCGCUUUGCCCUGAUUUCGGAUCCUGAGUAACAGAUACCACUGAAUUGCUGUAACAAUGGGGCGACACCUUUGGGUUUUAGUUUUUCAUAACACUGAGCCUGUUGGUUGACAAAACUCGGCUGUUGGCGUUGGUACAGACACCAGCCACCGAGCUCUCUGACACAUGGACACAGGUUCACGUCUACAGCUAUUUGAGGUGCCGGGCAAAGGAGAACUUUAAAAUUGAUAGAAAACUAAAUUUGAGGAAUUAAAAUCAAGCAAAAAAAAAAAAAAGGCCUUUCUUUUCAGAUGGUUUUCAGACUGGUUAUUUUAAAAGAGAGAUUUACAGAGUCAUGAUGCAUUUGGGAUGGAACGUAUUUCAAACUUCUGCCUUACAUUGUACAAUGCAGCUAGAGAAUUAAAGUGUACUAUGGCCAUUCUCUACCCACACCUGGAAAAUGAAAUAUUCCUACCGUUUCCAUCCUUAGUUUGAUACUGAGCUAAUAUGCAAUUUAGAGUCGAGGAAAUGUCAUUUAUAUCUGUCACACGCCAUUAUUUUCGAUCUCCGCCGAGAUUCUUGUUAGCUCUCACCCUGGAGGUAAAUGCACUCCUGGGAUUCCGCCACUGCCCCAGCCUUUCUCUGCUCUUUGUCCAGGAAGCUGUCUGUCCAUCAUCUGUUGUCCAUGGCAACAAAUCUUAAGUUGUAAUUUUCCUGAAUUUAUGUGUUUAAUGUUAGAAGUUUGUUAAGACUUGACUAGUAGAUGUGUUUUUAAACAUCUAUUUUUCCAUUUUAUUUUCAAGAUUUAAUUUUUUCCUAUCAGCAAAAAUAAUGGAUUUCCUUAUAGUGACUCCCACAUACCCUCUUCCUGCCUCUCUUUUAUGUAGCUAAGGAACCUAAACCAUAAACAUAUACACAUGUAGACUCUUGUUUACAUUGUUAUUUUAAAAGGCCCAUCUUAGUAGUGUUUACUGUUAAUGUCAAAACUAAUAUCAUUAUAAAAUUGUGGGUUUUUUUCCCUUGCUCUGUACCGGUCAGAACGGUCUGCAGUUUUAUCACAUUGGAGCCUUACAUGGUAGGAAAGGCACUGACCUCGCUGAGGAAGUCAGAAUACAGAGCACCAAAUGCUAACGAAGUGACUUAGGAAGCCACCAAAGUUCAUGAGAGCCAGGAUCACGACCCACAUCUCAAAACUUUUACCACGUAUGCCUCCUCCGUGCAAUCAGGAGGACCCUUCGAAAAGGACUCUGGGGCCACACAGUGAACAGGAAUACUGUCAGGCAAUCUCAGAACUCCCCAGUGAGUUAAGGAAAAUGGCCACUUACCGUAAGCCCGUUGUCCUUUCUCAGUCCAGGACUGUGUUCCUUAAAUAUGUCAUAGAGGAAGAAUGUCUGUCCUCAGCAGCCUGGUCCCAUCUCGGACUUUCCAGAGAUUGUUACCUGUGGUAGGAACAUUCCCGGCGGUGGCGCUUAACCACUGCAGAACGUGAUGGAGCGACUGAGUGGGGUGCAGAGAAGCUGGAAUUUUCCACUGGCAUCCUAACGUUCCAGUAAAAGGGAUGUCACUGCUUGAGAGAGGGUGUUACCCUCGGUGCCGGCUUGCACACUAGCUGAAGUAACGGGUGCCAUCUGAGACAUUUCUGCAUACCGAAAACCUUAUUGUGCCCAGAGAAAAACUGUUUAGAAUCCCGUUAUCGCGGUCUCUAAUUCUGAUCUCUGCAGCGGAAUGUUUUAGGGCACUUGGCUUCAAAACUCUGAAGAAAUCCGCAUUUCUAUAGGCAGUCUCUACCCAAACCCUUUUCAUUUUUUAAGGCAUAUAUGUUUGUUUGUUUGUUUGUUUGUUUGUUUGUUUUCAGGAUCAAGAAGUCUGAGCUAGCUUUAAGCAGCAAACUGAUUUAUAUAUGCAAUUUUAGGAUGCAGUAAGAUGGAGGAUAGCCUUCUUAUGUGUGAGACACUUUUACUGCACACGUUCUGUUCAGAGAAUAGCUUUGCGUACUAAGUGCAGGUUGGGUUUUUUUUGUUUUGUUUUUUGGGUUUUUUUUUUUUUGGUAAAAUGAAUUAUGUUAAACAAUAUGUUCAGACACUUUCUGCCAUGGCCAAAAAGUAUGUAUGGAAGUCUGUUUGCAUUUGUCUGUGAGAGGAUGCCUAUGUUUUACCUGAGGUCUCUGUGACGCUUUUGUUACCUAUGCAUUCUUUAUAUCCGUGGUUUGGUAAACAGGCAGCCAUGUUCACGAUGCCUUGUGUAUCUUAUCCUUUUUUUUUUUUUAAUUAACCUGUUAAAUACAGCUUGAAAUAUUUUUAUUUUAUUUAUUCUAUUUUUACUGAAAUAUACUGCAUUAUUGUGUUGCUGUACUAUCUUUACUGGGUAUGAUGUCCUUGUAUCCAGGUCUUAAAGUAACUCAGUGAACUAUAUCCAUCGCCUAAGAGGUGGCUUGGUGGUGAUUUGCAGUCACAUUUCUGUUGGACUAUGUAGAAGGUAAAAUGCUUAAAGUUCCUCUUAUUUUUUGAAAGCAGAUAGAUAGAUGCGCCCUUACCACCUUAUCUGUGUGCCCCUUGGAAGCAUCCAGGGGGCAGCCGACAUGCCGUCUGGCGAAGACCACUACUUUGUAGACUAAGGCACUGUGCGGUGCUUCCUUUUUAUAUCUUCACAACACGUGUGAUUUCAUCAAAAAUAUACACACAGAGCCACAUGCCCUUCGUCUCCGCCUGGACUCAAGGCCACCCAUAGCUAACUAGAGCCACUGUUUUGUUUGUCUGUCUGUCUUACUGCACAAAGGGACGUUAGGCCCACUUCCAUUAAAGCAAAUUCUUGGUGAUACAACUGUUGGCACUGCUAAUUUUUUUUUCUUUUUUUAAUCCACAUUAGGUGUUUAAGAAGGACAUAUAACAAACCACUCAAAACUGGGCCUCUUAACUUGCAGCCCCCAAAACUCCCCUUAGUGUGUGGCACAUUCGCUUUAUGAACAUUGCAACACAAGACUCCAGAAACCACAUGUCUCCCUGACAUCAGCACAGUUUAAUGAAACCAAAAGCUCUCUAGUUGGCCCAGUUUAACCUAACAUCUGAUGUGUUUACAGCCAGUUUAAAAAAAAAAAAAAAGUAAUUGGGCCUGUUUCGGCAUGCUGGCAGUGUGGCCCAGUGGCACGGCUCUUGUACAACAUGCAGGGAUCUGUGUUUAGUCCCUGAAAAGUGUCGGGGGAAAGGUUGGCACUUCAAGGCGGUGAAGACAUCGCCAGGCAGCCACAUUGGCCACUUCCUCCUGGAAAGACAUCUUGUUUCUUUGUGUUGCCAUUUGCUGUUGAUCGUGUUUACACAUUUUCAUGUGAAAUGUCCUGGGAAUAAAUGUAGCUGCAUAAAAUCUUUGACUCCUUGAUCUGACAGCAUAUAUAAGAAACAAAUACAAAUUUAGUGUCUCUGCAGUAAUUUUAUUUUCUGUAUUAUUCUUACUUCAAAUUAAACCUUUAAAAAAA